Messenger RNA from Rhineura floridana, 3799 nucleotides. It is a transcript of the gene LZTR1, whose product is annotated as leucine zipper like post translational regulator 1. The coding region runs from base 73 to 2424 and encodes 783 amino acids. The transcript has 20 exons. Gene Ontology annotation, cellular component: Golgi apparatus. NCBI's taxonomy places the organism in Eukaryota, Metazoa, Chordata, Lepidosauria, Squamata, Rhineuridae. The record is from RefSeq and is a predicted model, not a curated record. Gene Ontology annotation, molecular function: protein binding.
GGGAAAUGUAGUUAAUGUUUGAUUCUGGCGGCUACCGGCCGUAUUUCCCCCGCCUCAUCUCAAGCCUGGGUCAUGGCGGCUGUGGCCAAUUCGGGCGGCCGCUCUAAAGUGGCGCCCAGUGUGGAUUUCGACCACAGUUGUUCCGACAGCGUCGAAUACCUGACUUUGAACUUCGGGCCCUUCGAGACGGUACACCGGUGGCGCCGCCUCCCGCCCUGCGAUGAGUUCGUCGGGGCUCGCCGCAGUAAGCACACCGUCGUUGCCUAUCGAGAUGCUAUCUACGUGUUUGGUGGCGAUAAUGGAAAAACCAUGUUGAAUGACCUGUUGAGAUUUGAUGUGAAGGACUGCUCUUGGUGCAGAGCUUUUACCACAGGGACCCCUCCAGCACCCAGGUAUCACCAUUCCGCUGUAGUCUAUGGGAGCAGUAUGUUUGUCUUUGGUGGAUAUACCGGCGACAUCUAUUCCAAUUCUAAUUUGAAGAACAAAAAUGAUCUUUUUGAAUAUAAGCUUGCAACUGGUCAGUGGACUGAGUGGAAGAUUGAAGGAAGAUUGCCUGUUGCCCGGUCAGCUCAUGGGGCAACAGUCUAUAGUGACAAACUCUGGAUUUUUGCAGGAUAUGAUGGGAAUGCACGAUUAAAUGACAUGUGGACUAUUAGUUUGCAAGACAGGGAUUUGACUUGUUGGGAAGAGAUUAAACAAACUGGUGAGAUUCCUCCUUCAUGUUGCAAUUUUCCUGUAGCUGUUUGCAAAGAGAAGAUGUUUGUCUUUUCUGGCCAGAGUGGAGCAAAGAUCACCAAUAAUCUUUUUCAGUUUGAAUUCAAGGAAAAAAUUUGGACAAGAAUUCCUACUGAGCAUUUACUACGGGGGUCUCCUCCUCCUCCACAACGGAGAUACGGCCACACUAUGGUUGCCUUUGAUCGCCAUCUCUAUGUGUUUGGUGGUGCUGCAGACAACACAUUGCCUAAUGAACUUCAUUGCUAUGAUGUCGAUUCUCAGACCUGGGAAGUUAUCCAACCAAGUCCAGACAGUGAGCUGCCGACUGGAAGACUUUUUCAUGCUGCAGCAGUCAUCUGUGAUGCAAUGUACAUCUUUGGUGGGACAGUGGAUAACAACAUUAGGAGUGGAGAAAUGUAUAGAUUCCAGUUUUCUUGUUAUCCCAAAUGCACUUUACAUGAUGACUAUGGAAGACUGUGGGAAAACAGGCAAUUCAGUGAUCUGGAGUUUGUUCUUGGAGAGAAGGAAGAAAGGGUUCGAGGGCAUACAGCUAUUGUCACAGCUCGGUGUAAGUGGCUCAGGAAGAAAAUUACACAGGCAAGAGAGAGACUGAAGCAGAAAUCUAAGCAAGAGACUGAUGAAGAAGGACAAGGGACACCCCAGAAGGAGACAGCAGGCAACAAUGUCAAGCCAUGCCGCUUACAGCCACUGCUGGAGGUGACUAUCCGGGAAGCUGAAGCCCAGCCCUUUGAGGUCCUCAUGCAGUUCCUCUACACUGACAAGAUCAAAUACCCACGCAGAGGGCAUGUCCAGGAUGUACUGCUAAUCAUGGAUGUCUACAAAUUGGCCCUUAAUUUCAAACUCUCACGAUUGGAACAGCUGUGUGUCCAGUACAUUGAGGCCUCAGUAGAUCUGCAAAAUGUACUUGUUGUAUGUGAAAAUGCAAACAAACUUCAGCUGGAUCAGCUAAAGGAACACUGCCUGAAUUUUGUUGUCAAGGAAUCACACUUUAAUCAAGUAAUAAUGAUGAAAGAAUUUGAACACCUUUCUUCAUCUUUGAUAGUGGAGAUAGUACGAAGAAAGCAGCAACCUCCUCUUCGAACACAUUCCGAUCAGCCUCUUGAUAUUGGAACCUCAUUGAUUCAGGAUAUGAAGGCCUAUCUGGAAGGAGCUGGACUAGAAUUCUGUGAUAUAAUUCUUCUCUUAGAUGGUCACCCAAGGCCAGCUCAUAAAGCUAUUCUUGCAGCCCGCUCCAGUUACUUUGAAGCUAUGUUUCGUUCUUUUAUGCCAGAAGAUGGGCAAGUUAAUAUUUCAAUUGGAGAGAUGGUUCCAAGUAAACAAGCCUUUGAGUCUAUGCUAAGAUAUAUUUAUUAUGGUGAAGUGAACAUGCCUCCUGAAGAUUCUCUCUACCUCUUUGCUGCCCCUUAUUAUUAUGGAUUCUACAAUAACCGGCUCCAAGCAUAUUGUAAGCAGAACCUGGAAAUGAACGUUACUGUGGAAAAUGUCCUUCAGAUUUUAGAGGCAGCUGACAAGACCCAGGCUCUGGACAUGAAGAGACACUGCCUGUAUAUCAUUGUUCACCAGUUCACCAAGGUUUCAAAGCUGCCAAAUCUUCGGUCCCUCAGUCAGCCUCUCCUACUUGACAUCAUAGAAUCAUUAGCAAAUCACAUAUCAGACAAGCAAUGUGCUGAACUUGGCUCAGAUAUUUAAGAUUUCCUGUAUUCUACAUCAUGCACUUUGUCUUCAAGAGAGAGCACUUUUCUCACAUGUACCAUCAGUGUCUGUCUAACCUUUGUUACCAUUCCAUGUUGAUCUGGUGAAACUGUCCUCAAAGCAUGGAAGCCACUGAAUGUGGGAGAGAUAGAUUUGAACCUGAAUCUUAUGUCAGGGAUGCACAGAGGAGAGGAGAUGAUAUGAAAGUCUCCAGGCAUUUUGGGACUACUAAUAAUGAAGCCUGAUUAUGCAGAUAUUUCCUUACUUAUUAUUAUUAAUGCCUCUUUGAUUCUUUGUCAUUGAAGAGAUCAGAUUUAAACCACCGCAAGAUGGUUUUAUCACAGCAUAUACUGCCUGCCACAAUUCCUUUUAAUCAGGAGACUGAGAUCUAAAAACCAAAGAGAUUCAGUGCCUGCUCAGGAUGGUUUCAGGCAAUGAUGAAUAUAGUAGAGCAGCCAAAACUGUGUUCUGCUUCUCCAGCUGUGUAACAAGUCACUACAUGGGACAUCUGUUGACAAGGUGUACCCAGCAUAUAUUUGCCAACCCAUAGAUGUUCUUUCUUUGCCAUCACCUAAGCUGAUGUUGCCAAAGGCUCACUUCAAAACAUUGAGGAGUUAUCCCUUUCACAGUGUCUGUCUAGAGUUUAAAGGUCGAAUAUACUUCCUAAAAAGUACAGUGGCAAAGAAAUGUAAAUGUAUAUUGGAACGUGGGGCACUCUCAAAAGCCCUUGACAUAUUCUACUUUUAAUUAGGGAACAGUAAUGCCUGAUAUUUUGCACAGUUAAGUUCUAAGUACAGCUUGAAACAUUCACAUAGAAAUUGAUCAAAUAAGUUGUCUCCUUGUUUGUCUGCCAGACUUAAAAAAUACAUGUUUCAAUAGCAACUUCAACAUUUCCAAAAAAAGGUUUCAGUUGAACUGCUGACUUACCUUUCUGGCUGCUUCUGUACUCUCAUUGUGCUGCUUUUUAAAACAAAAAUGUAUCUGAAUAAAACAGACUGUUCAGUUAACUAAAAACAUGUUUCAAGGUUGAAUCAAAAUGUCAGUUCAGGUUUUAGUAACAGGCAUGCACAUGUAUGUUAGAUUGGAGAAAUAUUCCCUGAUACACUCAGUUACACGUGAAUUUACAGUGAGAGUGAGAAAAAGAAUUACAUUUCCACAUGAGUAUAGCUCACUGGUCUCUCAUUUGAUCUGUAGGUUCAAACUGUUAACAUGUUGGUGUCAGAGAGAACAUGAGAUGAUAUCCUUUAUCAGAUCACUUCUGCUGAUAAAGUAGUAUGCAAGUUUCUUUUUUUUUAACAAUAAUUUUUAUUCAAAUUUUCAUAAAACAUAGAAAACAAAAUCAUAAAACAUUCAAAGACAAAAAACAAAACAA